This is a messenger RNA of Sycon ciliatum, 2350 nucleotides long. Its product is annotated as SMC5-SMC6 complex localization factor protein 2-like. The coding region runs from base 86 to 1873 and encodes 595 amino acids. Lineage: Eukaryota; Metazoa; Porifera; Calcarea; Leucosolenida; Sycettidae. The record is from RefSeq and is a predicted model, not a curated record. The transcript is spliced from 25 exons.
UGUAGUGUUUUGUUUUCGAAUUCUGGUCUGAAAGCUGGAGACAAGGACUUUGCUUUGUCUUUGCGAAGAUUGAUUUGAGGUCAUCAUGGAUGACAGUGAGAAACACACACCGGGACCGUCCAGUGACAGCGACGAUGAGUUGCCAUCUAUGAGCGACGUCCUUUGGUCACCAACCAAACCAGCACCACUGCGUUCGCCGAUAAAGACAAGAGCCCAGGCAACGGCCAGCAGUCAGACGGCUUCUGAGCAAAUGCUGAGUCCAUUGAAGUCGUCUCCACUGCGGCCCGUCAUCACUCGACAGCCGUGUGCCGUGGCUGCAAAGUACUCCCUGGACAAUUUACUGAAGACCCACUCGAAGAAGAAAGAGAUGAAGGCAAUUGAUGAGGACUUGCGGGAGCAAAUCGAGCAUGGAGGCCUCUUAGCAAUGUCUGAAAAAGCUGAAGAUAUGGAUGCUGAUGUACCUGAUGAGCUUGGCCUGAUGAAGACUGCUGUGGAAGAUCUUAUCACGGACUCGAGUGCGCUGGUGCCUGAUUUCCCGCCGUGCGAAGAAAUCUUCAUGAGAGGUCACAAGAUUGCUGGUGUUCCCAACUUGUCGUAUCCCAAUGACUAUGAGCCGAACGAAUUUGAAAAGCUUGUUCAGGCAUUGAACAACAAUGGUGCUGUAUCAGAUCAGCUAGUUUCGCUUGAUAUGUUCAAGUUAGCAUAUGCCUCACGGCCAUGCGGACGUGAAAUCUUCGUCUGGCUCUUUCGCACAGCGGUUGUUCAUCCUGACAUGUGCAUGGCGGACAAGGCACGCGAGCAAGUCUGCUUGCUCAUCAAGAAGUGGGGCGAUAAGGAAUCAGUGUGUCUGCUGCAUGUGGAUGACGUCGUGUGGAUGAUGAAAGCAUACGGAGCUACGUGUGAUGUUGUGGCGGCAGAAGGAGCUGACAAUAUGCACAGGGAGCGCAUUCAGGCUGACUUUCCGCUUGCAACUGCAAGGAAGAGGAGUCACAGUGAUGUAGAAAUGAGCAGUGCGGUGGAGAACAGAACAUCUCAAGCUCAAGCAAGCGCGGAGACUGAAGUGAUUGGUUUCCACUUCUCUCUGAUGUUACAGAUGUUGGCUACCUCAGUGGAAACUAGGCCAUCCUUCUACUCCUCAGAUACACAUUAUCUUCUAUAUUUGUUACUGCGCUGCUCCUUGGACGCUUCCUGGAUGACGUGCUAUACAUCACUAACACCGUGUCUGGCCUGGCUGCUGGAGAUAUUCUCCGAUGACCAGUGGAAGAACGAACAGCUUGGUGUACUGUGCGAUGCUUUACUGGAUGUGACACCCCACCAUCAUCAGAUGUACAGCGUAGCACAGGCGUUGCCGCCCACCGCACGCGGACGACAACUGCAAAAGCAAUACUGUUUCAAAUGCCUGUUCUGCAUCGUGCUGAAUGAGCCAUUGGAGGGUGAAAGGCCAGUGGCUACGCUUCCAAGCAAGCCGGUGACUAUCCAGGUUUCCAGUUUAGUGGGACACAUCCGCAAAUGGAAAGUUGGUGCCAAGCUCCAGACCGACUACUACGCGUUUCACUCGUCUAUUCUCAUACUGGAUAUGUGCGUUGGCAGUGACAUGCUCUUGCCCAAGUACAAGGGUGACAUCCAAGUGCUUAUGCAGCUGCUCAACGUGCUGAAGCAUGACAUUCGUGAUUUGAACGGACAACACAUGGACAGAAUGAAGGUGAAAGACUUGCUGAUGAGGCUUCAUGUGCGUUACGAUAUCUGGCUGCAAGCCUCGCAGACAGCAGAGGCCAAGGUGGAUGAUUAUUUCAACCGGGGACUCCGCAACAGUACCGAAGAAGCUCUCCGGGUCGCUAAUCCACACCCAGACGCCGGGGUGAAUGAUUCAUAGGUAAUAAAAGCCAGCCUGACACACCGCCUUAUUCUGGAUACUUUUCUUUUUAGCUCACACCGUUCAAGAUGUUUUAAACUUUCCCCACUGCACACACUGGCCCUGUUUAGCAUGUUUUGCAUGGAAUGCUAAACAUGUUGCUUCUUUCUGUACUUGCUUUGUACACGUAGUCUUUGACCGCGUUCACUGUGUGUUGCUUGUGUUGCUGGUGUGUUCCUGUCUACUUUUUUAUGAGCUUUUUCUACCUGCUGUUUAGAACAACAUGUUCUUGAUCAUAAUUAUUGCUUUGCUACUCUUUUUUUAAUUUUUUUACUCGUUUGAAUAACCACUGACCUCCUUCUUGGUCUGAGUGUACAAUCUCUGUACUGAUUCGUAGUUAAUUGGUCUGUGAAGCGUCAUGCUAAAUCAAAACUAAGAGGCAAGUGUACCUUUACAAUAAGAGAAUAACAAAGUGCUUAGGAUCCUUGCUUUGCUGUC